This is a messenger RNA of Xyrichtys novacula (pearly razorfish), 9848 nucleotides long. The record is from the annotation of a GenBank genome assembly. Lineage: Eukaryota; Metazoa; Chordata; Actinopteri; Labriformes; Labridae.
GAUUUUGUUUGCGCUUUUUCAUGUGUGGAUUCAAGUUAACUUGUGGUUUUAUCAUAGACACAUCCGAGGAGUUUGUCCCCUCAGUCUCUUCCCUGUGCUUGGCAGAUGUCUGACUGGAUCGAGCCUCAUCCAGUUUAGGGGGAACCUUGAAUCUUCCUUUCUUCUCAAUCUCCACCUGGCUCUUUAUGUGAACUACGCCUGCAGUCAGAUCUUUCCAAGAGUAAUUCAAAAUAUUAACAAUUCCCAGGGGAAGACGUCCCUCUUCAGCCCAUUUAUAUCGUGAGAGAAGGUGAGCUAAUUCGUUUAACAGGUGAGGAGAUGCACGCUUGUAGGCCUCCAUCACAUUGUGGUCUCUGAAUUUGAAAGAUGUCUCAGGUUUAUGAUCUUCAAAUGUUUCAGGUGACAGUCGUUGAGGAAGCCCGUGGUCACUUAUAGAGUCCUUAUCCACGUUUUCUGGACUACCGUAAAAAAAUUAGAACAUACUGUAUAUUAGACAGAUAAAAAAACAAAACAAAAGACUUAGCUGAGAGUAGAUGACAAAAAAAACAAAAGCCCGCCUCAGUAGCAGUAAAAGAAACUUCAGUAAUGUGGGUUGGCUUCUCUGUCAAUGAGAAAGUAGAAUGGAUUUCUGAGUAAUGGUUGAAGCACAGUAUGGACUGUGAUUGGUUUAACAUUUCUAUUGAUGAGAAAGUGGGCUAGACUUGACUGUAAGUGCUCUGAAAUUGCACGAUGGAGAUGUGCUGUUUGUAAAAUGAGGGUCUCCCAACACAUUUUAGAAAGCAGUUGGUACUGUCUCUUUGAAGGAUGCAUUGUAUGUUUUCUUUGGCUGUGCUCAUCUGUACAUAGACAUUGAUAGGAUGUCAAGACUAGGAGAUCGCCAAAUUUGUGAUAAACGGUGAUAUGUACCAUUUAGGGCUGGGGGAUAAAAUGAUAACGAUAUAUAUUGAAAAUUAAUUUCUCUCAAUAUCGAUAUGAAACAUGAUCAAUAUGCUUUUCAAUAGUCAGCAUUCUGCCAUGUUUUGGUAGACUAUAAUAGCCAAUAAAAAGUGGAGUUGCUCUGGGUCCACUUUGUGCUGAACCAAUCAUGUGCUGAAUAAAAACCAAGUAGCAAACAAGUGUGUAGCAGCAGACUGCAGCUACACACAACCAUUACAUCUUUAACACGUGAAGCCGACAGCACUGUCGGUGAGAAAAAAAGAAAAUGAAUGCUACCCCCGGCAGAAAUGCAGAUGGAGGCUCAACAGAUGAUAACACUGGCAUGAAAACAUCAGUGGUGUGGAGGUAUAGAAUGGAAGCAGAGUAAUGUGUACUGCAAAUUAUGUCGAGUACAUGUUCUUGCAAAGUCGCAAAUACUUAAAUCUUUUUCCCCACCUGAAGCAGUGCCACGCAGCAGAGCACGUGCAAUGCAAAAGGUUACAAACCCUGAGUGGAGUAAAGAGCCCAUGGCGCCUGUGCAGCCGGAGUAGCCGACCAUUCAGUCUACUUUCUCUAGCGCAAUGCCUUACGACAAAACGUCAGAGACACAAAGACAGAUGCAGUAGCUUAUUGUAUUGCAAAAGACAUGCUACCAAUAAGCACUGUUAAAUUUCAUUUUUCAUAUCGUGACAUAUAUCGAUAUCAACUGAUAAGAAAACAAUAUAUAGUGAUAAACUUUUUCACACAUCGCCCAGCCCUAGUACUAUUCAUCUUACGUUUCACUGUGAGGUACAACUGCAGGGUGUAUAUACACUGAAAUAAAAGUGUAAGUUUGAAAAGUAGACAGACCACUAGAGAAUGAAGGUUCCAGCAUUAAUGGCUGACAGUGUUGUGGGCAUGAGAUACUGAUGCCUCAAAGCAAGAGGGUUGAGGGUUCAAAUCCUUACUGCUGGCUUUCAGCAAUUAACGCAGUGUGAUUUUCAGAAAACCAGGUAAAAAAAAAAAAGAAAAGAAAAAAGAACUAUAAACAUGAAAAACUGUGUAUUCUUCAUAAGUUGCAUGGACUCACUUAUGUCCUUUCAGCUCUUCCGUAGAAAAGUAAUUACCUCUGUGUUCUCUCCUCAAGUUGCGCAGUGUCAUUUGACAUUUCCAAAUAAAGAAUAUCGCGUCGUAUUCCAGUCGUUUUGCUUCGGUUCGUCGGCUGCAGAGCAGAAAUAAAAGUUUUUAAGUCUUCUCAUUUCGUUCUUGCCACUCAGCAUAAUUGAUAUUUGACUUACCUGGUCAAAGAAAUACACAGGAGCUAUCCCAGCAGGAGAGGUCAUUGUUUCCUUCGACUAAAUCCCAGUGCAGCUCUUCUAUAGACAAAUGCAGAUUAACUUUAGUUGGUUUAAAUCCCUCUUUCACUUGUGUAAACACGCCUGUCCACUAAAUGUGCUGGGCUUGCUUGUUGCUAGGUUACACAUUUCUAUACACCGUGUGCGCAAACUCGCGAUAUGGACCGUUACAGAUACGCAUGAAUUGCAAAUGCCAACACACAUGCACCAUAAUGUAAUUCACAAUAACAGCCACUAACGCUAUCUGGUUUGGACACACAGGUGGAGUGACCUAUGACUGAGGGGCUGCAGCCACUCACAGGUGUGCAGCAGGUAACCUGAGACUUACUCAGUGACUGGAUGUUCGGAGAAAGUGAUGAUUCCAGCAGGCAGUGCAGCUAUCAGGCUGUGUCUUAGGACAUGAUGGUAACACAACCAAGCACCGAGAGAUAGCAGUGGUGUUGUGCUGCUCUACUGUUACAGUUUGUCCUCAGAUGGAGAGGAAAAAAAUCUGUUCAGAAAGGAAACUUUUUGCCUCUCAGGACAGAGCAGGAUCGUCUUCCUCUCCUCGGGUCAAGUCGUUACACAGAGAUGCUCUAAUAGCUCAUUAUUGGCUCGGCUUCCUCCAGCACACUUUUCUGCUUUGACCACUGGAGGCUCCCAGCAGCUUAUGCGUCACUUCACCUCUCAGUCGCUGAUCAUGGCGGAGCUACAGCUACAGCACGAAGUGCAGCCUCAACUUCUUAAUGGGGACGACUUCAACGAAGAGAGAGAGGAUGCAGACGCGACAGAGUCAGUGAAGAAGAAGAGAAGAAAGAAGAAGAGGAAUAAGACCACCGCACCAGGUGAGAAGCAUCACUUUCUGCUCUGAGACUCGUUGAAGAAAAAAUAGCGCAAAAUUGUCUCCUCUGCUGCCACUAAGACAGAGCAAGAGCGUCAAAUAUGCGAGACAGGAGAGUUUUCUACCUGUGAGAGGAUAUUUGGGUCCAGCUGUCCCAGCUGCUGCUGCUGCUGCUGCACCUGAGGGUGCGCAUCUGGACACGGGACAAUCUCCUUAAAAAAAACAGAGUUGACUUUCAAACUGAUUGAAAGCUGUCAUAUGAAGAUAGGAGUAUAUUAAAAUGUAGUUUUACACCAGAUUAAAUAUGUUCCAUCAUAUAAAUCCCUCUAAGCUGCAUGAAAUUAUGUAAUGGAAGUAUCCACAGUUUUAGUGCAAUAAGAUGACAGCCACUCAUGCAAAAAAACAUCACGAGUAUUAAAGCCUCAGUGCCUGAAAAUGCUGGAAAAUAAAAGCAGCAAAAAGGCAGAGUUUUUGAACACGUCUUAAGUUUAAGUAAGGUCCACACAGCUGUGUCUUUGAAAGGCUAAAUGUCAUAAUGCUGCAUGCUACAUAUGCCCUUGAGCAUAUUGACUCCUUAGGUAUAGAAAGAAAUUAUGCACACACUCUGCCAAGUUUGGUCCACAGUGGAUGGUGCACUUUCUUGCAAUGACUUCCUCAACCUCAGAUAAUUUACUCACUCUGCCUGUGCAUGUGUGUGUGUCUCUCUGUGUGCAUGCGUGUGCGUGUUCACCUGCACAUGCAUGCACGAGGGUGUGUGACUUUGCAGCAGGGACAAAUGAGGCUGAGGGGGAUGGAGGAGAAGCCGGAGGUGUUAGCGAUGUGACAAAACAGUUGGAGCAGCAAACGCUUGAGGACAAAGAGAAGGAAGAGGAUGGAGAAGAAGGUACAGUAACUUCUCUCUGGCGUUAUCAUCGUCUUAAUCAUCUGUAGAAGGAACUGUGUGAACUUUUAGAAAUCCAAAAACGCACAGCAAUAUUGAGCCGGUCAUAUCUGCAAUAUGAUAUCUGAUUUUUAGUUGCACACUGGGAACUGUGCCCAUGCCUCUAGUUUUGUCAAUAUUUCUCACUUUGCAAACUGUAUUGAAACUAAUGAUGCUUUCAACAGAUGGUGAGGAGGGAGAGAACUCAGGUGGAAAAAAGAAGAAGAAAAAGAAAAAGAAGAAAGGAUGUAAGGCAAUCUUUUCCUUAGCGAAACAAAUCAAAGUCAGGAGUACUCCGCUGACCCUGCAACACAGAGAGAGAGAGAAAGAGAGAGAGAAUAUGAGUAGAGUAGGUAAUUAAGUAGAGACAUCAGUAGCUCAAAAUAUGUGCUAUGUUAUGCAAAAACAUUUGUAAAAGAUAAAAAGCUGAAAAGAAUAACUGCAUGUGUGAUGGCUUUAAUAGUUGCUGCAAGUUGCUGAAGUGAAAGUGAAGAACAGCAAAGAUAGUGCUGCAAACAUAUAUAUUAUAUAUAAUAUUCACUCCUUACACAUAUGAGGCCUGUAAUAAACAAUAAACAAUUCAAGCUAUGCAGAGGGAUGAUGCUAUAAAACGUAAGUGUCCAUUUCCACAGGACUGCAUGACAUAAAACUGUUCAAAGCCAAUGCGGAUUCAGUCCUAGAAAAGACUUCUCUCUGACUGCUCUUUCACAUGGACGGUUACAUUUAUCAUCUCAGAGGCACGUUAGAUUUGGGCGCUGUUUUUGUCUCUGAACCUUACUUAAGAACAUCACAAUCACUUGUUAAUACAACAGGUGCACAAGCACAUUUUGACUCAGUUAAUUAGUGUCAUGUUUGUUUCAUAACCUUGCCGUGACACAGAGAUGUAGGACAAAAUACUUCAGGACCUUUUUUUAUGUUGAGCAAGGAGCAGGAAUUUAAUCACAACACAUUUUAUAUAUUGAAAGGGAGUAAACUGAGCUUACACUGUGCUACCUUCAUGUAAUUUAACUGAAUCUGUGAUGUUAUAAGUGCUUUAUGCUUUAAUUCGAUGGGUCUCUUUUACUCAUGGGUGUCUGAAGUUAAUUGAAUCUGUAAGUCAGUAUUCUCUUGCUAAGUUUAAACAUUAAUGUCAUGGAAAUCUGGUGUAAAACUUGUGUUUUCUUUCCUCUGCUUCGUCUCCUCGCCUUCUAUCUGGGCCACAGUGAAGGGACAGACUGACCCUCCCUCAAUCCCUAUUUGUGAGCUCUAUCCCAGUGGAGACUUUCCAAAGGGAGAGGAGUGUGAAUAUCCACCAUCGAAAGACGGGUAUGUGACCUCCACAUCGUCCCUCACACUCAGCAGUUGUCUUCCUCUGAGUUUCUGGCUCAGGUCUCUCUUUAUAUUGUUGUAAGUUUUUAUGUUUAAGUGUGUACUUAAGAUAAAGCAGUUUUGUCAGAUUUGGCUGCAGUUACAAAGGAUCAACAGCACUUUCACCUGUGCAGAGCUCCUACAAGAGUGUGUCAUAUCCUCACAGCUAACAUUUACAUAAUGAGAAAAUAAUGAGUGCUCCUCUCUGCGGUGUGCUUGUCUACCUCCCACCAGGCGCAGUGCAGCGUGGCGGACCACCAGUGAAGAAAAGCGGGCGCUGGACAUGGCCAAUGAGGAGAUGUGGAGCGAUUUCAGGCAGGCAGCGGAGGCACAUCGGCAGGUCCGCACCUAUGUUAGGAGCUGGAUCCAACCAGGAAUGACGAUGAUUGACAUCUGGUAAGACAUGCAGUGAGACAUUGCCCUUGAGCACCUUUUGAUCGACUUCAAACUUGGCUGCUCACACCCACCUGGGCUCAUUUAAAUUUGAAACUGAUAUGGCUUCAGGGAAGGGGCUGGUUAAAAAUGAUGAAAGAAAACAGGAGAACAGCUUUGCGGUUUCAUCCUCUUCUGGAUGCAGAAUCUGCCCUGAAAAUUGUCCCAUUGUUCCUGUCAUCCUUUGUCCCUUGUGCUGCUCUUUGUUUCUGGCAGUGAGAGGCUGGAGGACUGCUCCAGGAAGCUCAUCAAAGAAAACGGGCUGAAGGCGGGCCUGGCCUUCCCCACCGGCUGCUCCAUCAACCACUGUGCCGCCCACUACACCCCCAACGCAGGAGACCCCACUGUGCUGCGCUACGACGACAUCUGCAAAAUCGACUUUGGGACACACAUCAACGGUGAGUUCUUAUAACUUUUUAAACACUUUUGGAGUUCUGCUGUGCUAUUUGACUCUUGGCAUUUCUAAAGAUGAGGUAAAUUUAUGAUUGCAUUAUAAUUCCUACAGCCUGAAAUAAACGGAUCUCGCAAGUUAAUUAAGACGUCCUCUUUUUUAAGAUUAAUUCUUGCUGAAUUUUCUUCCAAAAUGAUCACCUCACAGGAACUGUGAUAAAAGCACAAAGCCACGGGGAGUAGAGGGCUUUUGUCUACAGAUUAUGUUCCCCUGGAAAUACAAAAGCCUCAGUGGUGAGCGAGUACAGAAAAUGCUAUGCAUAACUCAACUUUUUUGCUCUUUCAGGUCGAAUAAUAGACUGUGCCUUCACUGUCACUUUCAAUCCAAAGUUUGACAGGCUGCUGGAGGCCGUGAGAGACGCAACUAACACUGGGAUUAAGGUAAUUCAGCUUUGACCAUCCAAACAUGAUGCUUUGGACCACUUUCACUGGUUAUGUUGGAUGAGCAAACCAGUUCAGUAGUAAAGUCAGCAUUACGACACAAUAUCAUACAAUAUGAUACGAUACAAUAUCAUACGAUACGAUAUGAUAUCAUACGAUAUGAUACGAUAUCACACAAUACGAUAUCACACUAUAUGAUACAAUAUGAUACGAUACAAUAUCAUACGAUAUCACAGGAUAUCACACGAUGCGAUACGAUAUCGCACUGUACGAUAUGAUACAAUAUCAUACAAUACGAUAUCAUACGAUGUCAUACAAUAUCACACGAUACGAUAUCACACUAUACGAUAUGAUACGAUACGAUACAAUAUCACACGAUACGAUAUCAUACAAUAUGAUGCAAUACGAUACAAUACGAUACGAUUAAUAAAACCAUUUAGAUCCUCCUCCUGUCUGGCUCUGAGGUAAAUGUAACUUGAUGUCACACAAAAACAUUACACCGGCUUUUUAUCAAUGGGACUUUUUUUGAACAUAAAUGGAAGUUUAUAUUUGGAGGUAAAGGUUAAGAUAAUAUUGUAAGAAUAGGAGCAAAUGUAAGAAUAGGACAAGAUUCACAGCAGCAUAUCUAGUUCUUGAACACACCAGUGGCCAUCAAGAGAAACAAAAUUAUAUUGCUGUCAUCUAAACAAACACAAACCCAAAAUGGCACAAAAAUGAAUAAUUUGUUGAUUAGCGGUUUGAUUGAUAAGUUUUAAAACUUUGUUGAUAUUUAGCUCUUAUAAAUAACCAGGAAACCUAAAACACGCAGGAAACUGCGUCCUAUAAACAGGAGUUUGUGCGCUUCACUCUAAAACUUAAACCCACGUGUUCGCAGAAAUGACAGAUGUCCUUACAAUCCAGAUAGUUGAUGUGUGAGAAAUGUGAUGCCGUAUUUUCUGAUGACCACAUAAACACUUCUCUGCUUCAGUUUGCAGGGAUUGAUGUGCGCCUGUGUGAUAUCGGCGAGACCAUCCAGGAGGUUAUGGAGUCGUAUGAGGUGGAGAUAGAUGGGAAAACAUAUCAAGGUGACGCCGGGUCAUUCAUCAUCUUAUCUUUGUGCACUGGCUCAGCACUGCUACGUGUUUGUUAAACCUCUGUGUGCGUGUGGUGCCGCUCUCUUUGCAGUGAAGCCUAUCAGAAAUCUAAACGGCCACUCCAUCGGACAGUACAGGAUACACUCGGGGAAAACAGUCCCUAUUGUAAAAGGUGGAGAGGCCACGAGGAUGGAGGUUUGUGCGGGUUUAUGAAUGCAAUUACAAAUAUUUUUCAAACUAAAUGAGGAAGUAGGUAGAUCCUGGGGUAGAAAACAACACUGCUGCCUCCUUUUACCAGACAGCCUGAAAUUAAACCUUUAUUAGCUGCUCGACCUUGCAUAUAAAUAAACCCUUUUUAAUUCUUGAGUGUAAUUGGAAGAACAUGCGGAUGGUUAGGGUUACGGCAGGGUGUGGAGAAGUGUUCCAACUCAGCGCUCUAACAGCAUCUUAGUCACCCUCGUCAGCACUUUAAUUACACCUUUUAAUGGAAUUACCAGCCGCAUAGAGGAGCAACACGUGUUCAAACUCCUCAGCUCCUAAUUUCACAGAAAAGCACUGAAUCAUGGACAUCCAGAGUUCAUUAACAUGCCACUUUUUUCCCAAGGAGAAACAUGAUUUUGCUCUUUCUUGUAAUCAAGAGUACACAAAGAUCCAUGCACCAGGGCAGCUGCAGUACACAACUGUAUUUGGAUAGAACUGAGCAUUUUAAUUGGCAAGUUGCUGUGUCGAGCUCUUUUACCUGAGUGAGGGAUGGGGUGGUGCUGCUGAGGUGGCAGAUUUGUGUGUUGUAUUUUUAGCUGAAGUGUGUUGGUGUAUCAGGGCCAUUACCCUCUUUGUGAUCAGAGAGCGCACGGCUGGAGUGGCAGCUGGGCGUGCGACGGGUGCAGCUAGCACUUUGACUGAUUAUCGGUGCAGCGAGAGAGGGUGUCGCAGUGUUAUCAGCUAAUACCACAGGGACUCCAACAACAGCCACGGGCUGAUAGAGACACAAGAAGCCAAUGAAACCCAGCCCAUCAACUCGCACAAGGCGCUGCAGUCCCCCUGGAGAGUUUUUGUCCUUUCAGUUACAUUGAAGCCCAUGAAGCUUGCAUAAAUGUGAAAAGACAGCCAAAUUACAUGACUUAAUUAUAUAUGUUAAUCAGAAGCUGACAUGAACAAACUGUCUGUAUUCUCCUCUCUCAGGAAGGUGAAGCUUAUGCUAUUGAGACAUUUGGCAGCACAGGAAGAGGAGCGGUCCACGAUGACAUGGAGUGCUCACAUUACAUGAAAAACUUCAACGUUGGACAUGUUCCAAUAAGGUUUGUCCUGCUGUUUUCACCUCACCUCACCUUCUGAUCCUGAAAACAAGAGUCAAAAAGUAAUUUAGAUCAGCUGACACCCAUGCCUGCACACAGGUGAACAUCUCUCCAGUUAGUCUCACUCUGUUUUCACUGUGCUGCAGACUUCCAAGGGCUAAACAUCUGCUGAAUGUGAUCAAUGAGAACUUUGGCACUCUGGCUUUCUGCCGCCGCUGGCUGGACCGCCUGGGCGAGAGCAAGUACCUGAUGGCAUUAAAGAAUCUGUGUGACCUCGGCAUCAUAGACCCCUACCCUCCUCUCUGCGACAUCAAGGGCAGCUACACAGCCCAAUAUGAGCACACCAUCCUUCUCAGGCCCACCUGCAAGGAGGUUGUGAGCCGGGGGGACGACUACUAAGCAUGCGCCAAAACUGGAGGCAAAAACCAGGAGGAGCGGUACAGCUCCGAAACAACAAACCUCUGCAGACUGAUGGCAACAUAUGCAAUACUUCUCUGAUCUACAUUUCCACUGCUUCUGUACCUUUAGGUGAUUAUUUUAGCAAGAGCAAAAGACCAGUGUCAUGGCAGUAGCUUGAUAGUACUAUUUUUUUCCCACAGGAUCAAGCCAAUAGACAAAAGGACAUAUCUUUAAGUAGCGUAGUGCUGUCAUUUUAGUCGGAUAUUUAUGUGCUGCUUUUAGGAAAUAUGCAAAAGAAAUAUGCAAAAGAAUCAUGCAAAAAAGAUUUUGGGGAAUUCCUCCACUGACAAUAUUAUGCUUUACUGCCUUGUUAAGACCUUGUGAGGGAAAAUGUAACUGCUCUGAAAUAUUUAUAUUUCUAUAUUUCUUUGCUCUAUUUUAAGUUGAAGCAGUUUUAUAAGAAAUAAAUUGUUAUAAAUCUUG